AUGGGUGAGCAGGCCCACGUCCAAAUCCUCAACCCACCCAAACCCGAGUCCCAUUCGCAGGCCUCGAUCGAAACCUCCGAGGCACGACUCGACUGUCAUCCUCAAUCGGCGCCACCUUCCGAUGACGGCCAACAGCUUCCUCAUCCUGCAUCUGCCGUCCAUGUAACCGAGCCUUCCCAUGUUCCUCCUCCCGAAAUCACCCACAUUCUCCAGAAUCCUUCCAAAAUUCCUAUUCGACCUCAGAAAAUCCGCAAACUCUCGACAGCCACAGAAAAUCCCUCCACUCCCCGUGCUUCUGCCGAUGAUUCAUCUGCCUCGGCGUCGUCUUCCUUUUCCGUCUCCGCCUCCAAACACCGGCGGAGGAGCGCCUCCCAAUCUUCCAUGGCCGUGAUCCAAAUCAUGAAACCCCUGAUCGCCGAUGGGGAGAUCGAGUCGGCCAUCCGCCACCUCCGCGUGACAGAUCCCCACCUGGCCCCGCUCAUCGACACCCUCCGGCCACCGGAGUUCCCCGAGCGCUUCCUGCCAUUCCACGCCCUUGCCAAGAACAUCCUCUGCCAGCAGCUCGCGGCCAAGGCUGGCGAUACCAUCUACAUACGUUUCAUUGCCCUUUGUGGAGGUCAGGAUUCCAUCUGCCCCGACACCGUCCUCACCCUCUCCCCCCAGCAGCUGAAGCAAAACGGGGUCUCUGGCCGCAAGGCCAGCUACUUAUAUGACCUUGCGAAUAAAUACAAAUCUGGGAUUUUAUCAGAUGACAUGGUGGUAAAAAUGGACGACAAGUCCUUGUUCACAAUGCUGACAAUGGUGAAGGGAAUUGGUUCCUGGUCUGUCCACAGGUUCAUGAUUCUUUCUCUCCAGAGGCCGGAUGUCCUGCCAGUGAGUGACUUAGGGGUGAGAAAAGGGGUGCAGAUGUUGUAUGGCCUGGAUGAGCUGCCCAAGCCCUCACAGAUGGAGCAACUGUGUGAGAAGUGGAGGCCCUACAGGUCUGUAGGGGCAUGGUACAUGUGGCGGUUAAAGGAAGCAAAGGCAAUAGUACAGGAAGCUGGCUCGAGAGGCCUUCAGGGUGGUGUAGUGCAGCCAUUGCAGCAGAUAGAGCCUCACCAGGACAGUCAUCAACAUCAGCUGCAGUUUGUGGAGCAAGUUAAUGGCAUCAGCAACACGGGGUAG
Striga asiatica is the source of this 1164-nucleotide messenger RNA. The record is from the annotation of a GenBank genome assembly. NCBI's taxonomy places the organism in Eukaryota, Viridiplantae, Streptophyta, Magnoliopsida, Lamiales, Orobanchaceae.